AUGUCAAACAACUUCAUCCUUGGUACAGUGACUACUGUAUCCGGUGUCACUAUUGUUGGUUGCUUAUUGUAUGUGGCUAUUUUAUUCAAUGAUAUCAACUCAAUUUAUGAUGAUGUUAUGGGAGAUAUGAGUGACUUUAAGGUAAAAAUAAUCAGCUGAAUUUGAAUAAUUAGUAGUUCAUUUUUAGGGAUACGUGGAUGAUGCGUGGAACACAAUGCUUCACAAUUUACCAAAAGAUAACAAAGAACAAGAUAUUAGAAAAAUCUUCGGGAGAACCAAAAGAGAAGUCGUCUGUAGAUGUGGAGCUCAGCCAAAUAAUUGUCCUUUUGGUCCGCCAGGGCCACAGGGAGCACCUGGAGAUAAAGGAGGAAAUGGUGUUCCGGGAAAUCCAGGCUUACCAGGUCAAAAUGCUGUCGCUAAACAUACAACCAAGAAGCCAAGAGAUUGUGUUGUCUGUCCGCCAGGAGAACCUGGAAUGCCAGGUUUGGAUGGUCCAGAGGGCCCACCAGGUCCAGAUGGUGAGCCAGGUUUGAAUGGAGAUGAAGGAUUAUAUGGUUUGCCGGGUAUGCCAGGAGAGCCGGGAGAUGAAGGAAUGCCUGGAGAAGAUGGAAUACCUGGACCAGAUGGGCCACCAGGAAAGAACGCGGUAUGUAAUUAAUUUCAUCCACAGAAAAAAUAUAAUAGGAAUGUUUUUAGCAACGUGGAUUUGGUGAGCCUGGAAUACCAGGAAACCCUGGAGCCGAAGGUCUUCCAGGGCGACCCGGAUUUCCCGGUCGUCCGGGUUUCCCAGGACCUGAAGGUAUUGAGGGACCACCAGGAUACGACGGAAAUCCAGGAAAACCUGGAGUGGAUGGUAUUCCGGGAAGUAACGGUGUUGAUGGUUUACCUGGCGCCGAUGGAUCUUAUUGUCAUUGUCCAAAACGUACCUUGGUUCAAGUAGAUCCAUCAUAUCCCAAUCAGGAAGACGCUUAG
Messenger RNA from Caenorhabditis angaria, 972 nucleotides. The record is from the annotation of a GenBank genome assembly. NCBI's taxonomy places the organism in Eukaryota, Metazoa, Nematoda, Chromadorea, Rhabditida, Rhabditidae.